This is a messenger RNA of Aricia agestis (brown argus), 2372 nucleotides long. Its product is annotated as bicaudal D-related protein homolog. The transcript has 9 exons. The coding region runs from base 137 to 1894 and encodes 585 amino acids. NCBI's taxonomy places the organism in Eukaryota, Metazoa, Arthropoda, Insecta, Lepidoptera, Lycaenidae. The record is from RefSeq and is a predicted model, not a curated record.
UCGACACCCAAGCGAAUGUUUUCAAACAGAUCAAGUUACCCAAACCCGUGAAGUUACAACAGGCCAUCGAGAAGUUGUUCAAGAGGAGCAGCUACACGAAGAUAGUUCAGAGUAAUUAGUAGUUUUAGUAGAUUAAAUGGCCGGCGACUUCAGUGCAACCAAUAGUAGACACAGUAGAAAAAAUAGUUCGCCUGACGAUCCUCCGCCCGACAAUCGACCCCUAUUCCUGACCGAGGAGACCGAAUUCGUAGGAAACGGAAAAACACCGACCUCCGGAAAGAGACAGAGAAGAAGUCGCAGCAGAAGUGGCACUAGACUAGCUCCGGUGGCGUUGAGUCUGUCCGAUGAGAAUUUUUACGAGGAUUUAGAGGAUUACGUGAAAGAAAUGUCUUCGACACAGAACACCGCCGCGAACCCGGAGGAGCAGGACGUUUGGACUCAGCUGCAGCAAAAAGAGUCGGACCUGCUGCUCGCCGCGGAACUCGGCAAGGCCUUGUUGGAUAAAAACAAUGAACUGAAAAAAGAACAGGAGCGUCUCGCGGAAGAGUACUCCAAAAAACUUGAGGAGUUGGAACAAGAAAAGCACCUUCUCCGUCGGCGGCUGGACACGACGCAGGGGGAGUACGAGGCCCGCCUGCUGGAGCUGCAGAACGACAUCAAGGAGCUCACCGCCAAGAUCGGCAACCGAGACACCUCCGUCAAACAGAGAGAUGAAGAAAAGGCCAACUUGAUAGCGGAACUGACAGCACAGAACUCUCGCUUGACCACCCAGCUCAAAGAGUCAUCAGCCACCGAGGCGCAGUUGCUAGAACAGCUGGAGGCGCUCAAAGAUCAAUGCACCAUUAGAAAGACUAGUUUGCAGGAUCAUGUCCAAAGUUUAGAGUCUUUGAAAUCAGAGCUGGCAUUGGUCAGUGACAAAAAAUCAGAUUUGGAGAGACGACUCGCUGGUACGCUCCGAGAUAAAGAUGGUUUGCUACAACAGCUGGAUGAGGCGAACGAUAGGAUUGCAGCUCUCGAGAGACAACUUAAAGAACAGGAACACCUAUACCAGAACACCCUCAAGGAGUUGGAGAGACUGCAGCGAUCACAUGACACCCUGGCCGAGAGAGUCGGUGCCCCCGACUCCGGGGAACAUAACGAUACUUCUAGAAGCUUACACGCCGAGAUGGAGACUGAGCCAGAGGAUGAGGACGAUGGGUGGCUAAGGAGCGAGGCCGUGCAGGUGUUCAAGCAGCUACGAGCGUUGUCGCUACAGCUGAACACGGGACAUGACGAUGAUUCAGGUUUACACUCCGACCUGUCACUCUCAUCACUGGACGGCGAGGAAGGCGAGACCCUCAAGCGGGGCGCGCUUGCCGCCGCCUGCGCGGACGCCGUCGCCGCCUACGCCACUCUAGAAGGUUCCAGAGUGAGAGACUCCAUAGCGGCGCACGCCAGAAGAGCUCUGGAGAGGGAGAGGCAGAUUGAUGAGAAGAACGAGCUCAUCGCGGAGUUGUCUUCUAAGUUGUCCGUAGCUGAAGUGGAGCUCCAAGCUGCGGCGGAGGAAAGGGACAGGCUUCUCAACGACGCCAACUACUCCAGUCUACAGAACGACGAGGCAGUCACCCGCGCUCGCAUGGAAAGAGAUGAAGCGAUGGAGAGAAAGAAGGCCGCUGAGGUUUCUUUGGCGAAGACCAGGGUAGAGCUGAUGCAAGCCAACAGCCAGUUGUAUGAAGCCGUACGACAGAAGAUAGAUCUUGGCCAGCAAUUAGAACAGUGGCAGAUGGAUAUGCAAGAACUGAUCGACGAGCAAAUGAAACACAAGCUCACGACGCAGGAGAAGAGGAGAAAGAUCCCCGCGCCGCCCGUCGCGCCCACGCGGACCUCCAGGAUACUGGGAUUUUUUCAGCGGUGAUCUGUUGGACACACUAGUGCAACUAAUAAGAGAAGCCAUAAAUAUUAACACCACCUUCAGUUUAUAUAUAAUUAUGAUAAGGACAUACAGCCCGGGCCAUCUGCCCGCCGCCCUCAGCGUCUAUACAGUUUUGUGCGAGCGCGACCUGCGUCCCCUCGUAUUUGUGGCGGCCAUCUUGUGUCACUCCGAUGCAUUUAUGAUCGCCACGUUUUUAUUUUAUAACGUUAUUCUAUUUUUGAAACGAUGUGACAUUUACACAUUCGCAGUGAUUUUUAGCAUUGUAAUUAGAUUGUUUAUAGUUGGUUUUCAUAUUUUUAGUUUAAUUUGCAUAGACGUGAUAAGCGGAUUCCGUAGUUUGCACAUAAUCUAAUUGCACUUAGAGUAAGCAUACCACAUGAUAGAUUUCAAACUUUUAUAAAACUCAGUUAAAAACAAACGACCGCGACGAAACGAAUGAGCUUAAUUUACCUAAUUUUUU